This is a messenger RNA of Owenia fusiformis, 1183 nucleotides long. Lineage: Eukaryota; Metazoa; Annelida; Polychaeta; Sabellida; Oweniidae. The record is from the annotation of a GenBank genome assembly.
UGACAGUAGGAGGAUCCAAAGGAAGUUGAUACUCGUUUUAGUUAUAGAAAAGUUGGAUAAAAAUUUCAAAAAUAUUAGGGCGAUUUAAGUGGUAAAUAAGCCACGCACACUGUUUAAGUAAUACCACUCGUCAUAUGGUAUAUGACAGCUUACAUAGAGGUUAGUAAACAAUCGGAAUCCACUGUGAUUCGGUAGACAUUUGCAUUGAACAAAAAAUAUUGGAAACAGGAAGUGAUUUUUUCUAAAAAAUGUCCGGUGCAGGAGCAACAGCAAGAAUUUCAUCAAAGCCACAGACUCUAGAGGAUGCAUAUUCCCCUCCAGCUAAUUUUCUAGAAAUUGAUGUCACAAACGCUGAAACACAUGGAAUUGGCAAAAAAAGAUACACUGACUAUGAAGUUAGAAUGAGGACAAACCUACCAAUAUUCCGCGUGAAAGAAUCAAGUGUAAGGAGAAGGUACAGUGAGUUUGAAUGGCUGCGAGUUGAACUAGAGAGAGAUAGUAAAAUAGUAGUGCCCCCUCUCCCAGGAAAAGCACUAUCAAAGCAACUACCAUUUCGAAAUGACGAUGGCAUUUUUGAAGACGACUUUGUUGAGGAACGACGAAAGGGAUUAGAACAAUUUAUAAAUAAGGUUGCUGGACACCCAUUAGCGCAGAAUGAAAAAUGUUUACAUAUUUUUCUUCAAGAACCUAUAAUAGAUAGAAACUAUGUACCAGGAAAGAUUCGUCAGGUCUGAGUAUAUAACGAACCUUGAACGUUCAAUGGAAUUAUUGCAAUCGCUGAAGGAAUGUACAGUAUAUGAUAUUGUUAAAUAAACAACAAUUAAAAGAAGCUUCUGUGUAUGUAAUAUGUAUAUAUAACUGGACUCUAGGAUACACUGUAUGUAUAAAUGUGUGUGAUAACAUCAGAUAGAAUUAAUCUCAGAUAGACGAUCUAUUUGACCUUGAUUUUGAUUUAGUGGAUAGUGCCAUCUAUGAGAAUGCCAUGAGUGCCAUCUAUGUGGAAUUUGCUUACUAGUCGGCAGUUCCAUCCACUGACCCAGUAUCGGGGGAUCGGGUGUUGUUUCCGAGCUCGUAGCCAGCUUUUGCUAAGGGGGGGGGUCACUUUUCUUAAUUCAAGGGUGGGUUGGUUCAAAUUUAACAAUUUGGUCUCAAAAUCACAUGAAAAGUGCUCAAAAUGGUAAAA